This is a messenger RNA of Amborella trichopoda, 651 nucleotides long. RefSeq lists its product as uncharacterized. NCBI's taxonomy places the organism in Eukaryota, Viridiplantae, Streptophyta, Magnoliopsida, Amborellales, Amborellaceae. The record is from RefSeq and is a predicted model, not a curated record.
UUGGAGAGAGAGACAGAGAGGCUUUUUACUAAAACUUGUAGCCAUGGCUGAGAAGGAGGGAGGCAUAGUGAAUAAGGGGCAUGAAGAAGGGCUGAAAUUAGCUCUUUCUCUCUUGGAAGAGUUUGAACUGCCUGUUGGCCUCCUCCCGUUGGCCGACGUGAUCGAAGUAGGGUUUGUGCGGGCCACCGGCUACAUGUGGAUCGUGCAAAAGAAGAAGGUGGAGCACCUCUUCAAGAUGGUGAGCAAGCAAGUGAGCUACGACACCGAGAUCACGGGCUAUGUCCAAAAGAAAUGCAUUAAGAAGCUCAAGGGGGUCAAGGCCAAGGAGCUCAUGCUGUGGCCUCCAGUGAACGAGAUCACCGUCAAUAAUCCUCCUACUGGUAAGAUCCAGUUCAAGAGCCUUGCUGGAGUCAAGAAGACAUUCCCGGUCGAGGCGUUUGCGGCCGGACAGUAGUGGUGUCCCCACUCCACCACACCUCUCUCCCUCUCACACACACAGUGCUGUUAAGAUAAUGUAGUUGUUCCCUUGCUUCUUCAUCCUUUAAAACUGGAGUUUAUAUGAUCCUACCACCUCAAUGAUACGGAUGAUAUUGGAGUGUUUGGUUGUUCUAGUUUACUUGAUUCGCGAAAAUAAGCUACUUUCUUUUGAGA